AUGGAUAACGAUCAAUCGGUUCAGUAUCUGGAAAGGCUAUUGGGCCGCACUUUACGGAUUCAUACGACCGACACUCGCAUGUUUGUCGGGUUGUUCAAGUGUACCGAUGCGGACCGGAACAUCAUCCUCGCAAAUUCAUUUGAAUACCGUAUGCCGACCACCUCAGCCGUUCAAGCGGCCGCAGACCAGAAGGAGUCCCAGGAAGAAGCCUCGGAAGCAAAGGCCACAACCGUGAAAGUGAACAUGACACACCGGUUGAUAGGCCUCAUCGUGAUCCCUGGACAACACAUUACAAAAAUCGAGCUGGAGUAA
This is a messenger RNA of Penicillium bovifimosum, 312 nucleotides long. Its product is annotated as LSM domain-containing protein. NCBI's taxonomy places the organism in Eukaryota, Fungi, Ascomycota, Eurotiomycetes, Eurotiales, Aspergillaceae. The record is from RefSeq and is a predicted model, not a curated record. Gene Ontology annotation, cellular component: NatC complex. The transcript has 2 exons. The coding region runs from base 1 to 312 and encodes 103 amino acids.